AUGUCGUCCGCCUGCAGCAUCACCACCGCCGAAGAGAAGGAAGCCGCGCAACCAACUCCAACAUCACAACCACUGAACCUCGACAAAAUGAACUUCCAAUCACAAUCCCCCUUCCACAACCUCCCUCCGGAGAUCAGAAACCGCAUCACGAUCCUCAUCUGCGAAUCCACAACCCUCCUCUACAAUCAUCCCUCUCGCUUGUUCAACCCAACAGACUCCCGCGCACGCCUCCCAGAAGGAAAUCCCCCACCCAACUCCAACCAGAAGAAACCCCGCGCGCCAGCCUACUUACUGACAUGUAAGAAAACAUACACGGAAUCCCACCAACUCCUCUACGCCAUGGCGAAAUUCCAAUUCGCUUUCCCCUCGGAUUUGAAAGUCUGGGCCAAAAUCAUACCUUUUGAUUUGCAAAGAUUGGUCACGAGACUCGAAUUGUUGCAUGAUCGGAGUAUGGCACCGGAUGCGGUGCAGAAGUGGAAAGAUUUUAUUGAGGGGGAGACGGGGCUUGGGGUUGAGGUGCCGCUUUAUAAGGUCAGUUCUAUUUGGAUGGUUAUGGGGCCGGUUGAGGGGGAGAGGGAUAGCAUUGUUCCUUUGGCGGAGGAAGGGGAUUAG
Molecule: messenger RNA, 612 nt
Organism: Ramularia collo-cygni
Lineage: Eukaryota; Fungi; Ascomycota; Dothideomycetes; Mycosphaerellales; Mycosphaerellaceae
Exons: 1
Coding region: 1-612 (203 amino acids)
Source: RefSeq, a predicted model, not a curated record